Messenger RNA from Paramecium sonneborni, 2584 nucleotides. NCBI's taxonomy places the organism in Eukaryota, Ciliophora, Oligohymenophorea, Peniculida, Parameciidae. The record is from the annotation of a GenBank genome assembly.
AUGAUUAAACCUCAAAAAUUCGAUGUUGUUGCAAUUUUAGAUAAUUUAAAAAAGAAACUACAAACAGUUUAAUUUAGGGAGGAUUAGAACAUGGAUUUGCUUGAAAAACUAAAGAUUUUGGCUCAAGUUCUAUUUAAUUCCUAAAAAUCAGAAAUCUUAAAAUUAAUUGAAUCAUUCACUAAAAAUUCUUCAGAAAAUAAAUAAAUUUUCGAAUAAUUUACGACUAGUUCUUGUUCAAAAUGGUUUAUGGAAUAGCUUUAUAUUGAUUAAGUUUAGAUAAUACUUCAAUAAUAUCUAAAGAAUAAUUAAUAAUUUAUUGGAGUAUUCCUAUAAAAAAUAAUGAACUUAUACUAGUUGGACCUCUAAGUUUAGAAUCUAUCAAAAGAAAAUUUAGGAUAGUUAGAGAUUAUAUAACAAGAAAAAAAUAUUUAAAAUUAAGUUGAAUAAAAUCUAGUUUAAAAUAACUAAAAUUAUGAUAUUUCAUAUCAAAAUCUUAUUUAAAAAGAAUAAAAUAUCUGUUAAGAUAAAAAUUAAAAUAAAAUGAAUGAUUUAGCAGGAUCUGAUGAACAAAAAGAAUCUAAUUACCUAAUACCAUAAAAUGAAUAAUCAGAGAUAACAAUAAAUUAAUAUACAAGUUUGGAAGGAGUUUAUGAAUUAUUAGAAAAUAAAUAUGCGUUCUAUAGUUGGUGGCCAGAGUUCCAAAAAGAAUGUCAUAAAUGUAAAAGCAAAGAAGAGUUUUCUUCGUUUUUAUUUCGAAAAGCUCCAAUUUUAAUGGAAAGGUGGACUAAAAUUGCAGGUUAAGUCGAUACAGAUUAAUUUAAUACAUUUGAUGAUUUUAGUGAAAUAAAAUAAUUUAAUGAGGAAUACGAAAUUUACUAAUUAGAUAAUAAUAAUUUAGAAUAAGCCCCUAUUAUUGAAAACAAUAGUAAAAUUUCUUGCGAAAUUAAUGAUCUUCAAUAAGAAAUUACUAAUGAAUUUAAGAAUGACAUACAAACAUAAAACUAAGGAAAUCAAACUGAGUCAAAUCAAGCCUAAAAUAGUCAGUUAACUAAGCGUAAAGAAUUUAUAUAAGAAAAAAAGUUCAGUUAAGAUGUAAGUGAAAUAGGACCAAUAGAUUUAAAUUAAGAAGAAAUUUUGGAAAAUCAAGACUAUUUUAAUCCAGAAUUUAUUUCUCUUUCCUAGAAAUCCUCUGCUAAUAUCUGUAGUAAUAAUGAGGAUUAAAUAUUUGAUAAAGAGAUUGAGGAUAAUAAUUAUUCAAAUCAAAGUUAAUCAGACAGUGUUAUUUUGAAUGAAAAUCAAACUAAAAAGAGUUUUAUAACUAAUCUUGAGUAAUUUUAUAAAUCUAAACUUGUUGAAAAUCAACCAUAACACAUAAUACCUGAACUGGGAUAUAUGGGUGACACUAAGAAAAUGGUUGAAAAAUUGUUAUUUUUCUUAGAUUUUGAAAAACUUGAUAUUUAAAUAGAAGACUUUUUGACUUAACCAUAAAUUAAUCCUUCAAAGAUGUUGUAAGAUUUUAUUUUAACAACUUAUAAUAUCAUAAAAUAUAUAACGGUUCAUAAAUACUCAACAAUAAUAGAAGUAAAAUAAGUUGGAAAGGAAUAUCUGGGUUAAGUUAUAAUUUGCUAAGUCAAUAAUAAAAAUCAAGAAAUAAAAAAAUAUAAAGGGCCUUGUUUAAAUGUUGUAAAUAUUGUAACAAGAUUGAUUGCAAUUAAGAAAUUAAAUAAUAAAUUUUUUAGUGAAGGAUUAGAGUGUGUUAAUUUAUUUUCUAUUGUUAUGUCAAUUAUCAAAAGAUUAAUUCCAGGAAGAGGUCUUUUUAAAGAGAUUUCAGAAAAAUAUAAGAAAGUCCAGAGACCAACUGAUAAAUAAUUGGACAAAAUAGUUAUUAUUUAAAAAACUCCUAAAUCAAACUAAGAAUUUAACUAAAAUGCAAUUAUUAAUAAGCCAGAAGCUUAAAAAAAAAAUCAUAAUUAAAAAAAAUAAGAGAAUAUUAAUAGAAAAUAUUAAGAAAAAAAAUAUGCUUAAAGAGAUCAAUAUUCAAGAAAAAAUUAUGACAACAAUUAAGGAAAUAAAAAUUAUAAUUUCAAAAAUUCUGGUUAAUAAAAUGAUUCCUAUGAAUUUUUGUAACAAAAUUAAAAUAAUUAAGUUGAGCAGGAAUACUUUGCAAAUUCUUUUAAUAAAUCUCCAAAAUUUUAAUAUUAAUCAAAUUAUUAAGGUUAGCUUUAAAAUUAGCUUUAUGAAUAAUCUUAUAAUUAAAAUAUCUUAAAUAACCAAAAUUAAUAUUCUCUAUAAGGUUAUUAAGGCAGGUCUAAUAAUUCUCAAUAAUAAUCUAAUUAUUAUUAACAAUAAAACUUCAAUUAAUAAUCACUUAAUUUGCAUUAUUAUCCACCUAUACCUAUUUAAAAUAUGUAUAAUAAUCAAAAUGAUUAUUAAAUGCAAAAAUAUCCAUAUUAUAUGAACAAGAGUUAGUCAAUUUAAAAAGGAAAUUUUAACUUAGGCUAACAUUCUUAAUAAUCUUAAAGAAGAAUGUAUUUCAACGACUAGAUAAAUUAAUAAGAUUAUUUUAACUAAGAUAGAUAAAUGA